Coffea arabica (coffee) is the source of this 813-nucleotide messenger RNA. NCBI's taxonomy places the organism in Eukaryota, Viridiplantae, Streptophyta, Magnoliopsida, Gentianales, Rubiaceae. The record is from RefSeq and is a predicted model, not a curated record.
AUGUGGGGUAUGGAUGUAAUCGGAGCAAUUGACUCUCCCGCUUCAAAUGGGCACCGGUUUAUUCUGGUGGCAAUUGAAUACUUCACAAAGUGGGUCGAGGCUGAAUCUUAUAAGCAUGUGACUAAAAAGGUGGUGACGGACUUUCUAAGGAAGCACAUCAUUUGUCGUUUUGGAAUACCAGAGACAUUAAUCACUGACAAUGCCAAAAAUCUCAACAAUGAUAUGGUAGAUGGAUUAUGUGAACAAUUCAAAAUCAGGUAUCGGAACUCCUCUAUUUACAGACCACAGAUGAAUGGAGCUGUUGAGGCCGCGAAUAAGAACUUGAAGAAGAUAAUUCUUAAGAUGAUUGAAAGACACCGUGAUUGGCACGAGAAACUCCCUUACGCAUUAAUAGCAUAUAGAACUGCUAUUCGGACCUCUACUGGGGCAACUCCCUACAGCCUCAUGUAUGGGAUGGAAGCAGUGUUGCCAGCCGAGGUCGAAAUCCCUUCAUUGCGCAUUUUAAUGGAGGCCAAGUUAGAUGAGGCUGAUUGGAUCAAGCAACGUCAUGAGCAGCUAUCUUUAAUUGAUGAAAAGAGAGUAAAUGCCAUUUGUCAUGGUCAAUGCUAUCAAAAAAGGGUAGCCCGUGCUUACAAUAAGAAGUUAGGUGUUGAGAAGAGCUUUAGCUUCUCUAAAUUGUAUAGAUUUAGUAGAAGCAACAGCAGAGGCUGGGCUGUUGAAUCCCAGAGGCGACGUGCUAUCAACCUUCUACACCGGGUUGAUCGUGCAUAUCAAGUUCUAAAGGAACAACAAUUGUACAUUCGCAAGGAUUAA